This is a messenger RNA of Cooperia oncophora, 453 nucleotides long. The record is from the annotation of a GenBank genome assembly. Lineage: Eukaryota; Metazoa; Nematoda; Chromadorea; Rhabditida; Trichostrongylidae.
AUGGGUGUCGGCCUGAUUCUCGAUAUUUCACUAGCUGAAGCUAUGGCCGACAAUAAUAACACCAGGAGUGAUGAGAGCAAUCCUCUGUCGGUGCUUCAGUCGGCGGGUACUAAGAGAGGUCAGGACUCAUUUGAUGGGCCUGCAAGCAAGCGUGCACAUUUUGAAGGAGACGACAGUAAAGAUCUGGCUAUAAAAGUCCUGAUUCCUUCGGCGGCUGUGGGGGCAAUAAUCGGUAAAGGUGGAGAAGCGAUGAGAAAUCUGAAGAAUGACUAUCAAUGCCGCGUUCAAAUGAGCAAAAGCUCCGAGACCUAUCCAGGUGAGUCCUUGUUUUUUUUUAGCGGUAAAGAAAUGUCUUCUGCAGGGCCGUUAUUCCCAGCCUGUGCCAAGUUGAAGAAUCGCGGAAUUGGCGAUUUCAAUUCUCUACUCAGCGAAAUCAAUUUUAUAUCGUGUUGA